This is a messenger RNA of Camponotus floridanus (Florida carpenter ant), 1945 nucleotides long. RefSeq lists its product as uncharacterized. Lineage: Eukaryota; Metazoa; Arthropoda; Insecta; Hymenoptera; Formicidae. The coding region runs from base 240 to 1814 and encodes 524 amino acids. Gene Ontology annotation, cellular component: extracellular region. The transcript is spliced from 10 exons. The record is from RefSeq and is a predicted model, not a curated record. Gene Ontology annotation, molecular function: chitin binding.
UUUGCUGUACAGUGUGCGUUUUAGAAAUAAUUUUUUCAGGAUAAUUAUUAUACCAAAAAUUAUUUCUAGUAAUUUAUUUCUUGCAACGAAAUGCGGUAAAUAACACAAUUUUUCGCAGUCAGCGUAAUUUUUUCAAAUCUGCUAGGAAGUUUAUUGUGUGCUUUCAAGAUCAAAAUAAUCACAUUAGAAGGAUGCGGGCGACAACAUAAUUGCAAACAUCAAAUAAAAUUUUCAUCAUUAUGAAGAUUAAACAAAGAUACUGGUAUCGAUUGCUGCUAGCAAUCACGAUUUUGUCGGGGCAUAUUAAAGCAGAAAAGCAAAAGCGGCAGAUUUUUCGAGAGCAAGUGCUACCAGCAUUGGGUGGUAAGAUUCCAGAUGAAGCUUUCAAAACAGAUCGCUUGGCGUUAAAUCGAUUAAACAAAGAAGGUAUUACUAUACCGGAUGGUAUCGUCUUAGAUGCUCGGCACGUUCAUAAACAUCCUCAUUCCGAUCAAAGAAUGCCAACAGAAAUAAUUAAGGUUUAUCUAACAUCAGACGGUCGAUAUGUAUCGCCGGAAGGCCAGUCUUAUAAUCAUCCGAAAACCAUCGAUACAACUUACAUUAUACGAAGACCGUUUAUGCACACAAAUUACCAAAUGUCGAACAAUUUCGAAAACGUUAAACUCCGAAGUUAUCCAAAGCCACAGAUCUAUUCGAAUUAUAGACAAUUUGUACCAAUUGUACCACCUGUCAAAUCGGAUAUUUACAAGUCUAUUAUAACACCUUUAAUUCUACCGAUUAAUAAAGAUUUGUUUAAUUUACCAAGCUGGAGCUUGAGUUAUGAUUGGGAUACCGUAUACGAACCAUUUAAUGAUUAUUUUGUUAAUAACAUCGCACUCUUCAAUUCGCAUCAGAUUAUCGAGGAUUAUCAAGGAUUCCUUAAUAAAUUUCAUAAACGAUCUUUGAGACAUGUAAGCUCAAAAAGUGGCAACAUGAAUCAUCAAGAGCAUCACCAAGUUCGAAGGUAUCAGGAUUUGAAACUUUCGCCAAUACUUUAUCAAAAAGUCAUCUCGAAUAUCGCUAAUUUUCACAAUUCUGCUUAUGCAAGUAUACCAGAAACCAGUUUUUCUUGCCUUGAGAAGAAGGAAAAAUUCAUCAACAUCGAAACCAACUGUCAAGUAAAACUAACUCGCCUUAGCGAACAACAUAGUUUCGACAGUCAUCUAAAUUUUUGUUCAACGCAACUGAAACUGGGUCCAGUUUCGUUCAUAUUCAAACUCAGUGCAGACAUGCUAAGAAAUUGGCAAGAUAUCCUUUCCGUUUUGUUCGCCACCAUACUGGUAACGUUCUGUUCGGCUAUCGUACAGAAACAAGUACCGGUGGAUGAUUAUUACGAUGAGUAUCAAAAUUUUCAACCAGUAGUAGGAUUUCGCCGACCCAUUGUUGUAAAAGAAGAGUUGAAGAAAGAGCAGGACUUGAGCAAAAUUCCUGGAAUUCCUGGAGUGGAUUAUCCCAUUUACCAUGUAGUGCCGCCUACAAGUUUUUCUUGCGCAUAUGUUCCGAUUAUACCAGGAAUGUACGCAAAUGUAGAAACUGGUUGUCAGGCAUAUCACAUUUGUCACGAUGGACGUGAAGGACAUCAGGGUGCUUCCUUCUUAUGUACCAAUGGAACACUUUUUAAUCAACAUGAAUUUGCAUGCGAUUGGUGGUACAAUGUUAAUUGUGCUAAUGCACCAUCGUUUUAUAGACUAAAUGCAGAUCCAUUAAAAAAUCCAUAUGUACCAAAGGAGACAAAGGACGAGAUUCGAAAAAGAUUGAAGAUUGUUGUAUUUUAAAUAUAAUUAGUUGAAUAGCUAUUUAAUUAUAGAUCUAUACAAUUUACCAUUUUUACAUAUAAGUAUUAAUUAUAAUUGUUUCAUUACAUUCAGCGGUAUCACGAAACAAGCUAUAUGUAACAUUUAUGAAA